AUGGUCACUAAAGGUCCCUUCUUACCCAGGCCGUUCUAUGAUUCUGUGACUGCCAAGUGGUGGGCAUCAUGUGCCAGCCACAAACCUAGAAGAUGUGAGACAGAUUCUUCAGUCCAAUCUUCACCUGUCUCAGAGAGAGAUUCAUGCAAAGGGAAUAAAAGACAGAGAUACAGAGUGCUCAGCAGUGAUUCUCUUUCCUCUUCUGAUGAUGAUGAGAAUUUUGAAAUACAGAAGAAGAAGAGACAUUUAAGGAGAUCUCUUCUGGUCAGCUUUCAGAAGUGUGCCUCAACAGGAGUUGACAAGGAUACCGUGAAAAUUGGAGGAUGUCUGGCUGGAGUGGAGCAAAUGCAAAUAGAUGGUUCAGUACAGUUUGAUAGCGUGGGUGGUCUUUCUGACCACGUUUCAUCUUUAAAAGAGAUGGUCAUUUUUCCAUUGCUUUAUCCUGAAAUCUUGGAGAGAUUGAAAAUUGAACCUCCAAGUUCAGAAUUAUUAAAUUUCCUGCUUGAAGAAGCAGACAGUGCAAGAAAAGAAAUUUUCAGAAUUCACACACGAGACUGGAUCCUGGAGCCAUUGGACAACUUACUUGAAGAGCUGGCUGAAGAAUGUGUUGGAUACUGUGGUGCUGAUAUUAAAGCCUUAUGUGCCAAAACUGGUCUCUGUGCUUUGCAGCAUCGCUAUCCUCAGCUAUAUGAAAGCAGACAGAGACUGCAGAUAAACAUGGAUUCAAUUAAAAUAAAAGCAAAUGAUUUUUCCAUGGCCAUGCAAAAGACUGUUCCAGCUUCCAGAGUUGUGCCUUCCCCUGGGCGAGCACUAUCAGCUAUUUCAAAGCCACUCUUAGAAAACAUGCUGGAAAGGAUUUUACAAACCUUACAGAGAGUAUUUCCCCAUGCUGAGCUUGCACUAAAAAAGGACCAACAGCAAGGAAAUUAUGUGAUUGACAGUGAUGAGGAAUCACCAUCAAUCUCUGAAGAGAAACCGACUUGUAAAAUGCCUGAUCGCGAAAAGGCAGAAUUCCACACUUUCAGCAGAAAUCCUUGUGACCAGCCAACAUCUUCCAGGCCACGGUUCUUACUAAUUGAAGAGCCAGGAUCUGGACAAGCUUCUGAUUUGGCAGCUGCAGUAAUAAAUUCCCUGGAAAAGUUUCCAAUGUAUUCACUAGAUACACCAGCUUUGUUUGCUAGCACAUUACCAGAUGAAACGUGUACAGUUUUCUUAUCCAAGCUUUCAUUUUACCAGUUGAUGCGAGAAGCUCAGAGAUCAGCACCGAGUAUCAUAUAUGUCCCACAAAUCCCUUCAUGGUAGGAGACCGUUGGAACUACGCUGAGAUCUGUUUUUGCAACACUACUGCAAAGCAUCCCAAGGUUUACUCCAGUUUUACUCCUUGCAACAUCUAAUGUACAACUGAGAGAUCUCCCAGAAGAGAUAAAAGCAUUGUUUAAUAAUGAAUUUGAAGAAGUUUUCAGAAUCUCGCAUCCUACCUGUGCUGAGAGAUGUUUUUUUGAGGACUUAGUUAUGAAGCAAGCUGCUCAACCUCCAGCAUUAAAAAACAACACAACUUGCCAGCCUUUGGAAGUGCUGCCUGUAGCACCACCACCUAAGCCUCGAAAGCUGACAGAGGAAGAAAUAAGACAGGUGGAAGAGCAGGAAGAGGAUACGUUGCGUGAACUCAGGAUUUACUUAAGAGAUGUGGCUCAAAGACUUGUCAUUGACGAACGUUUCAAAGCAUUUACAAAGCCCAUUGUCUCAGAGGAGGCACCCAAUUACAAGGACACCAUUAAACAGCCCAUGGACCUCUCAACAGUUCUCUCCAAGACUGACAUGCACCAGUACCUAAUUGCAAGAGAUUUUCUAAAGGACAUUGAUAUAAUCUGUAGCAAUGCUUUACAGUACAAACCAAAUAAAGGGCCUUCAGAUCACCUCCUGAGGCACAAAGCUUGUAGUUUGAGUGAUACUGCAUAUUCCGUAGUGAGGCAUGAAAUGGAUAAAGGUUUUGAGCAACGCUGCCAAAAAAUUAAAGAAUCUCAUAAGGAAAGAGAUAGCCACAUAAGACACAGUACUUGGCUCUGUGGGUGUAAGAAAGCAAACCCAAAGUGUAAUGAGAAAUGGAAGAUGCCUGCAGCGCCUGUGGACACCAGUAUCUCCUGCUCUAAUGGCAAGUUGCAUUUUUUUCAGGCUUUCCUGGAGAAGGUGGUGAAGUCACUGCUAUGUUCUCUGUUCCUGUGGCCUAAAAGCAGGUUCCUGUGA
This is a messenger RNA of Vidua chalybeata, 2244 nucleotides long. RefSeq names its product ATPase family AAA domain-containing protein 2-like. Gene Ontology annotation, molecular function: chromatin binding; ATP hydrolysis activity; histone binding. Lineage: Eukaryota; Metazoa; Chordata; Aves; Passeriformes; Viduidae. The record is from RefSeq and is a predicted model, not a curated record. Gene Ontology annotation, biological process: positive regulation of transcription by RNA polymerase II. Gene Ontology annotation, cellular component: nucleus.